Molecule: messenger RNA, 5995 nt
Organism: Andrographis paniculata
Lineage: Eukaryota; Viridiplantae; Streptophyta; Magnoliopsida; Lamiales; Acanthaceae
Product: RNA-binding protein CP31B, chloroplastic
Exons: 4
Coding region: 40-831 (263 amino acids)
Cellular component (GO): cytosol
Molecular function (GO): mRNA binding
Source: RefSeq, a predicted model, not a curated record
UACUGCCUUAUCCUUGGUGAGCUUUUCCAAACAGCAGCAAUGGCGGCAUUCCGUCUCGUGUAUUUACCUCCGGCGGCCUCUCGUAUCGCCCGCGCCCAUCAUUUACUUCUCCCUUCUUCCCCGCUGUCCAAUCCUUCUAUUCUUUCCUUCUCCAGCGGCAAGCGUCAGAGGUCCAAUUUACAGUUAGUGCUCGCUACGGCACAACCGCAAGCUCAGGCAUCGAUUGAAUCCCCCUCGGAGGAAGACGAAUCUUCUAAUGCCAGGGUGCUCGUCCAGAAUGUUCCGUGGACGUCCACUGUGGACGACCUUCGCCCCUUGUUCGAGAAAUACGGCACAGUUGUUGAGAUUGAGUUUUCGAUGUACAACAAAACGAGAAAUAGAGGUCUCGCCUUUGUGUCAAUGAGCUCGCACGAAGAAGCUCUGGCCGUUCUCAACAAUCUGGAAUCCACAGAAUUUCAGGGUAGGGUUUUGAAGCUCAAUUGGGCAAAACCUAAGAAGGAAAAGCCACAGCCGCCACAGGCCAAGCCAUUGCCAGUUCACAAUUUGUUCGUGGCAAAUUUGCCGUUUCAGGCUAGGGCAAAAGACCUCAAGGAAUUCUUCAACACCAACAAUGGCAAUGUCGUUUCUGCCGAGAUCAUAUACAACCAGAACAGGCAAUCCGCCGGAUAUGGCUUCGUUUCCUUUAACACUAAGGCCGAAGCAGAUGCAGCACUUGCUGCUUUCCCAGGAAAGGAGUUCAUGGGAAGAUCACUUCGUGUAGCACGGAGUAGAAGGUUUUUGAGAGAGGAGACGAAAUCUACAAUUCAAUCAGAGAGUGAUAAACCAACUUGAAUUCUUGUAAGCUGCUAAAGAGGGAAUUCUGUUCGGCUCCGAGUAGAUCACUAUAGCUUGGUGAGUUGACAUAUAUCUGCAUUUUGUGAAGAUGUGUUGAUUCUUUCCCUAUUUAAAUGCAAAUCUUCGAUAUAGUUAAAUAGAAGCUGUUUACUAGUGCUAAUAUUUUUUGCCAUGUUCUCUCUGUUUACCUUCUUUUGUGGGCACUUAUAGAGCUAUUAAAUCCUCUUUAAGUUAUGGUUCUAUACUGUGAGCUCUCACCAUCAGCAUAAUAGCCCAGUUUUACCUUCUUUGCUGUGUUUUUCUGUCUUAGAAUUCUAAUCUGAGGGAUUAGUUUAGGCAAAUAUUCAAUCUUUAAUAGAAAAAAUGAAAUUGUAGAGAAAUAAUAAUAGAGAAUAAAAUUGCAAAGAAAGAGAAUCAAUUCUUUUAUUUGGUAAAAUAGAGGAUUCGGCUGAAAAUUUUAAUAUAGAAAUGUAGGAGUAUGGAUGAAUUGAUCUUGCAGUGAUAUAUUGUGUUCUAGUGGAGCGAAAAAGAGAAAAUGAAUCAAUUAGUAGGAGACGAUGAUUGGGUGAGUUUUAUUAGAGUGGAAAUCCGCAGAGAAAUAUGAUUUGUUUAGUUGGUGAUUUUUAUUGUUUAUAUUUUGGUUUCGAUUUGAAUAGUUUGGAUAUGAUGUGUGUUAGAUAUUUUGGGAAAAAAUAAUGAGAUUGUGUUAUUGAUCAUCAAAAUAAGAAGCCUAUAUAUAGGCAAUAUAAAACAGACUCGAUAGACUCAAAUCUAAGUAAUCUAAUCUAAUGGAUAUGACCAAAUCUAAAUCUAAAUCUAACAAAUCUAAAACUAAAUAUCUAAAAUAUCUCAACAACAUUAUAACUCAUCAAUUCUUUGACACUCCCCCUCAAGCUGAGGAAUAGAUGUCUUCCGUUCCCAGCUUGGAUACAAGAUCAUGGAAACUCGAACUGUUCAGCCCCUUUGUUAGAACAUCGGCUAAUUGUCUCUCUGAUGGAACAUAGGACAUACAUACUAACCCUUCCUCCAGUUUUUCUUUGAUGAAAUGUCUAUCAAUUUCAAUAUGCUUUGUCCUAUCAUGUUGUAUAGGAUUAUGAGCUAUAUUAAUAGCUGACUUAUUGUCACAGUAAAGCUUCAUAGGACCCUCCCAUUUGACUCUCAAAUCAUCUAAAAUGAUCCUCAGCCAAAGUAAUUCUGCUGAUGACCUUGCCACUACAUUCUGCUUCUUGCUCCUCCAUGUCACUAGGUUACCUCCAAGGAAAGUACAAUACCCUGCAGUUGAUCUUCUAUCCACUAGGGAGCCAGCAUAGUCAGCAUCGGUGUAGGCUUCCAAAGUAAGAGUGUCAUUCCUUUUGAACAAGAUUCCUUUCCCUGGAUUGCCUUUUAAGUAGUGCAGUACCCUGCAUGAAUUGGCUGAUCAGACUUACAGAAUAUGCUAUGUUUGGUCGAGUGUGAGCAAGGUAUAUAAGUCUGCCAACCAACCUCUGGUACAUUCUUUUAUCCACAGCUGGUUCUUCUUUAGCUUCUCCCAAUUUAUAGUUUGGAUCUAUUGGAGUAGAAAUCGGCUUACACCCAAUCUUCCCUGUUUCUGCCAAUAAAUCAAGCACGUACUUCUGUUGAGAUAUGAAGAUCCCUUGUCUGGAAUAUGCCACCUCAAUACCGAGGAAAUACUUCAAUUUCCUUAGUUCUUUUAUUUCAAAUUCUUUCAUUAGUUUCAGCUUUAAUUCGUGCUUCUCUUUCUCAUCAUUUCCAGUUAUUAUGAUGUCGUCCACAUAGACUAAAAGAGCAGUCACUCCCCCUACAGCUGAAUGCUUAAUGAAAAGCGUGUGGUCACCUUGGCUUUGUUUGUACCCAAAUUCCUUCAUGACUUUUGCAAAUCUACCCAACCAUGCUCUAGGAGAUUGUUUUAACCCAUAAAGGGCUUUUUUUAGUUGCACACCUUGUUACCAGUGUCCCCUUCAAAUCCUGGUGGAAUGUUCACGUAGAUUUCCUCGUUUAAGUCACCAUGGAGGAAUGCGUUCUUAACAUCAUAUUGUAGCAGUUGCCAAUUAAAGUGAGCAGCCAAUGAUAACAAAAUUCUUACUGUGUUCAUUUUUGCAACUGGAGCAAAUGUUUCUUGAUAAUCCACCCCAUAAGUUUGAGUGUAUCCUUUGGCUACUAACCUUUGCUUUAUAUCUUUCAAGGGAUCCAUCAGCCUUGUACUUCAAUGUAAAUAUCCAUUUGCAAUCAACAAUGUUUUCUCCCUUUGGUUUAUCAACGAUCUCCCAUGUUUUAUUCUUCUCUAAUGCAUUCAUCUCUUCUCUCAUAGCAUCCCUCCAUUCCCUUUUUGACAAUGCCUCAGACACAUUGUGAGGAAUGGCAAUGGUGUUCAAACUCAUAAUGAAUCCCUUUUGGGCUGGCGAUAGACGCUUAAAAGAGACAUAGUGAGAUAGAGGAUAGAGUGGUCGUUUAGUGCAUUCUCUCGUUUCUUUUCUAACAGCAAUGGGAAGAUCUAGAACAGUAGUUGAAUCAAUGGACUGUUCAACAGAUUGUGUGUGUAAAGGUGGAUAUGAUCUUACCAUGAUUUUUUUCUCAGAAUUUGGAUUGGAUUCUUGGACUUGUGUCAGUUCAGGAACGGUCUUUCUCCUUGAAUACACCUGAGGAAACUUUGGAAAAUUGUGAGUGAUGCUGGUUGGAGAAGGAGAUGAUAUGGGUUCAGCGACAGGAUUGGGUGACUCAGAUGUGACUGGUUCAUAGGACUCAGGUUCAACCGGAACAUAAGGAGGGUUUUGUUCUGAGUGAUUGCGGGGUGGCACAUGCGGAAGGUCAAGGGUUUUAAGUGGUUCGAAAGACUCACAAGACUCAAAGGUACUAUCUUCCAUCAUUGAAAUCUCCCCCUGAAGAGAGGACUUGAAAAAAGAUCUAUUUUCUGUGAAAGUGACAUCCGCAGAGAUGUAAAAUUUUUUGGUCAAGGGGUUGUAACAUUUGUAUCCCUUUUGAGUGGAUGAGUAACCGAGGAAAACACAUUUGAUGGCUCUAGGGUCUAGCUUCCCUCUAUGUUGUUUGUGGACAUGAACAAAGGCGGUACACCCAAAUACCCUAGGAGUGAGGCCAUUUGAGGUUCUGAAGUGAGGGUAAAAGCUAUGAAGGGCCUCUACGGGGCUUUUGUUUUCUAACACAUGCGAGGGAAGUCUAUUUAUCAUAUAUGUGGCAGUAAGAACGGCUUCUCCCCGAUAGGACUUAGGAACAUUCCCUUGAAACAGUAAGGCUCGGGUGGUGUUGAGUAAAUGCCUAUUCUUUCUUUCAGCUACCCCAUUUUGUUGGGGUGUCUCCACACAUGAUGAAUCAUGGAUAAUCCCCUGUGAUUGAAAGUAAGGUGACAGAAUCUGAUUGAAAUAAUCUCUAGCAUUGUCUGUCCUAAAGCUUUUUAUUUUGACCCCAAAUUGAUUUUGAACCAUUGAAUGAAAAUUGGGUAUAACAGUGCUAACAUCAGAUUUUUGUUUAACAAGAAAGAGCCAUGUAACCCGAGUGCAAUCAUCAAUUAAGGACAUAAACCAACGAGCCCCAGAAACAUUAGGUAUAGUGGAAGGACCCCAUAUGUCACUAUGAAUCAACUGAAAAGGAUGAGAACUUCUCUUAUUGCUAAUAGGAAAAGGUGCACGGAUAUGUUUUGCCAAUUCACAGAUGUCACAAUGAAAUUCAGAAAUAUCUAAUCCUUGGAACAAAUGAGGAAACAUUAUUUUUAAAAUCCUAAACGAAGGAUGACCAAGACGUAGGUGAUAUAGCCAAAUGGCAUCUUUAUUCGGGGAACUAAGGAAAGAAGAAGGCAAGUUACUCUUAGGUUUUUUAGAUGGUUUAAGGUGGUAAAGACCGUUCCUUUCCUUAGCAAGUCCAAUCCUCCUCCCCGAGUCCUGGUCUUGAAAAACACAAUAAGAAGAGCAAAAAACAGCAUAGCAUUUAAGAUCAUGAGUCAACUUUUGAAUGGAAACAAGGCUUGUUGACAGUUUGGGCACAUGGAGGACAUUUUUAAGGAUAAGGCUAGGUGUGAUAUGUAUAUCUCCAAUUCCUGCAACAGUGGCUAAGGAACCAUUGGCCACAAUAAUUUUUCUAUUACUUGGACAUGGGGUAUAGGUGUGGAAGAGUUGAGAUGUGGGGGUCAUAUGGUUUGUAGCACCGGAGUCCAUGAUCCAAGAGUUGGUACAUAAUUUGUCUAAGACAUUCGUGCACACAGAUUUACCUGAAAGAGCCAUUGAACAUGUUCCAGAAGGCUUCUCAAGAGCCCCCAACAAACUUCUCAAUCUCUCAAUUUCUUCACUAUUGAACCCCUCUAUUGCUGGAUUUUCCUCAAUAUUGGGCUGCUCUACCAUAUGUGCUUGAGGCCUUUGCUACUGCCCCCCACGGUAACCCCACUCUCGGCUUGGAGGUUUACCAUUCAGCUUCCAACACUUAUCCCUUGUAUGCCUAGGUUUCUUGCAAUAAGUACACCAAAGAUUGUCUUUAUUUUCUUUCCCAUGGUUAUCUCUACCAAAGUGUUUAGGCAUAUCAUUCUUUCCCUUAAAGAUGGUUUCAGACAUGACUUAGUGAAGAAAAAUUCACAGCAAUUAAGGCCAGAACAAAACACAGCGAUAAAGGCUGCUUGAAGAAGACUACAAAACCCUAGAAAAAUUCCUAGAGCUCUGAUACCAUGUUAGAUAUUUUGGGAAAAAAUAAUGAGAUUGUGUUAUUGAUCAUCAAAAUAAGAAGCCUAUAUAUAGGCAAUAUAAAACAAACUCGAUAGACUCAAAUCUAAGUAAUCUAAUCUAAUGGAUAUGACCAAAUCUAAAUCUAAAUCUAACAAAUCUAAAACUAAAUAUCUAAAAUAUCUCAACAACAUUAUAACUCAUCUAUUCUUUGACAAUGUGUGAGAUAAAAAAUAGGGUGUGUUUGUUUUAUGUUUUUAGUUUGAGGUGAUUUUUUUUAUAUUAGUUAUGGAAAAUAUAUCUGUAAUAUAAAAAUAAUAUUAUGUUGAACUAUUGAUUUUAUUGAAUGGGUAUAGUAUAUAUUGUAUUUUUUAUAACAUUAAUUAGGAAACAUGUCGAAAAUAUUUUGAUGGAUGAAUUAACUCAUAAUAGGCAUAUUUUUUACAGGGAAUUAUUAAAGUUGAAUAGUAAAAAAAAAAGAACAAAGAAAAUCCAAAUGAACA